Messenger RNA from Pyrenophora tritici-repentis Pt-1C-BFP, 222 nucleotides. The record is from RefSeq and is a predicted model, not a curated record. Lineage: Eukaryota; Fungi; Ascomycota; Dothideomycetes; Pleosporales; Pleosporaceae.
AUGUCAUGUCGGAUAUGCUACGAAAACAGCGUAAAUUACAGCAGGGGUGUAGCCGAUGGAGGUUGUCCUGCUUCUGGCCUGUAUGGUAUUGGCGGCACAAUUCUUCGGCUGAAACCAGGCAUCACCUCGGGCGCGUCCUACUCCCACAAACGCGCCCGUGAUGCAUUUGUUGGGAUGACCGCUGGUGUUGAGCACUACUCCAUGGCAGCGCACACAAUUUGA